Messenger RNA from Sander lucioperca (pikeperch), 1714 nucleotides. RefSeq lists its product as uncharacterized. The transcript has 7 exons. The coding region runs from base 195 to 1184 and encodes 329 amino acids. The record is from RefSeq and is a predicted model, not a curated record. NCBI's taxonomy places the organism in Eukaryota, Metazoa, Chordata, Actinopteri, Perciformes, Percidae.
CACUUCCGCACAGGGUGUAGUCUUUAGAGAGAGGAGAAACACCUCGGUUUUGACAGCAUUUGACCUUUCAUUAACUGCGUAGUAUUAUUUGAAACCGGCAGAGUUUUUACUUCUUUUUUUUUUUACAUUUUGUAAUAAUCUUACCACUGAAGCUUGUAGUGAUUUAAGUUGGUUAAUAAUUAACAGGCUAAAAUAUGCAAAACUACGCAGAGUCAAUCAGGAAUUUUGUAGAGAGGCACGCGACCGGUCUCACUGUUGCUUUUGUUGCAGGGGCAGGCGUACUGGCCUUGCGCAGAUGGCUGGCUGGUGGAGUGUGUCGGAGCAAGGUCAGGCUAGAUGGGAAAACAGUCCUGAUCACAGGAGCCAACGCUGGCAUUGGGAAAGAGACAGCCCUGGAUAUGGCCCAGCGAGGAGCCAGAGUGAUCCUAGCCUGCAGAGACAUGACCAGAGCCCGCAUUGCAGCUGAUGAUAUCCGGCAACAGAGUGGAAACGGUAACGUGGUGGUAAAGAAACUGGAUCUCGCCUCACUGCAGUCUGUUAGGGACCUGGCCAAAGAUGUCCUGGAGAAUGAAGAACGUUUGGACAUCCUCAUCAAUAAUGCAGGUAUCAUGAUGUGUCCUAAGUGGAAAACUGAGGAUGGCUUUGAAAUGCAGUUUGGUGUCAACCACCUGGGACAUUUUCUCCUCACCAACUGUCUUCUUGACCUGCUGAAGAAGUCAACUCCAAGUCGCAUUGUCAUCGUCUCCAGCCUGGCACACGAGAAAGGCCGUAUACACUUUGAUGACAUCAACCUUGAUAAAAACUAUAAACGUGAGGUGAGCUACCGCCAAAGCAAGCUGGCCAAUGUGCUCUUCUGCAGAGAACUGGCUUCAAGACUGCAAGACACUGGUGUGACAGUGUACAGUCUUCACCCUGGGGUCAUUCGCACGGAAUUAGGCCGCCACUUGUUACCUACUUUAGCUCUGUGGAAGAGGAUCAUAGCCAUGCCAUUUUUCAUGCUGAUCAAAAGUCCCUGGGAAGGAGCUCAGACCAGCAUCUACUGCGCUGUGGAUGAGAGCCAGGCAAACGUCAGCGGCCUCUACUACAGUGACUGUGCCUCCAAAACGCCGGCACCGCAAGCCCUUGAUGAUGCUGCAGCCAAGAAGCUGUGGGACCUCAGUGCUUCCAUGGUUGGUUUAGCUUAAACACAAUAGCCUGCCUUGCUUUUAUCACCUACUCUAACUGCUGGAGUCAGCCGCCGUGUUUUCUCAGGUGAAUCAAUAACAGCAAAUGAGGUUUAUUAUCUAAUGGGUAUAGGCAUUGCAUUAUAAAUGAUGAUUUUACCUGUUCAAAUCUUUUAUACCUAGAUGAUGAGUAUAACAUUUUGCACUAUUUAAUCUUAGACCCCAGUUAGUUGAUUGAAUAUUAAACUUAGGUAUAUUGCUUCAUCUUUAUGUUAUGCAGAUGCAUUAUGAUUUCUGCUUAAUUGUAUAUCUAUGGUGUGCUGCUAUAUCCCUAUUAAUCGACCAUCUGAUUGUUUGCAUUCCAAUGAGCAAUUGCGAAUUCUAAAAUGCUUAUGGGCCAAAUAGGCUGGCAUUUUGUCAUCAUAUGAUUUGUGCUGCAAAUUCUAAGAGACCUCAAACUUUUGCUUUUAUUCAUGGCAUCUAACAACAAUUGCCAACAUACAGUAAAAUGAUUGUACAGGCUGUAUAAUCAAUUCUGUGUCAACCUCAUU